Molecule: messenger RNA, 2525 nt
Organism: Raphanus sativus (radish)
Lineage: Eukaryota; Viridiplantae; Streptophyta; Magnoliopsida; Brassicales; Brassicaceae
Product: putative F-box protein At3g24580
Exons: 1
Coding region: 670-1839 (389 amino acids)
Molecular function (GO): protein binding
Source: RefSeq, a predicted model, not a curated record
UCAGAGUCACUCGAUUCAAGAAACGAGAGAAAAAUUCUACGAUUCUUCAAUGUUUUGUGCUCUCAUCUUGAUCAUGUCCUGGCGUAAUCCAAAAGUUGUACAUUUUGGACCGCAUAGGGAUGGGUAACGCAAGUUUGGGCCAAUUUGAUUCAGAGUUCUUUGUUGGCUUUGGCUCAGCUGAUCAUUUGAAUGAAUGUUCUAGCAUUUUGGGAUUAACGAUUACAUUAGCUUGUAAUUUCUCAUUCAAAUGCUUUUAAGAGGUCAUGCAUCUCCACCAUACGUUAAAGUUCUUGAUAUGUUACACUAGCAAAUAGUUUAGGUAUAAUAUGGCACAUGCAUAUAGUUUUGGUAUCGAUUAGAUUUAGACUAUAUGAUCCUAGUAACGAUCUCCGCCUUUUUGAACUAAUCCUCUUCCCCUGUGUCUUCGGUUGUUGUUUUAUCUACGAGAAUCACAAACAGGAAAAGGAAAGUCUUUUUUUUUUGGUUUUUUGUUUUCAUCUCCUAGGUUUUCCUUUUUUCCCCCUAUUUAAUUUGGUUUCUUCAAUCUCGUAAUCGAAUCGUAAUAUAUAUCGAGAGGAGAGGCCGAAGAAAUCUGUAAUCUCAAGACAGAACGAGGACAAGAAGUAAGUUGCUUUGACCUAAUUUGUUCAGACAAGAAAGAAGAAGAAGAUGUGGGAUCUUCCAAGGGAUAUGGAGGAAGAGGUGUUGUGUCGAGUUCCGUUGACAUCUGUGGGACUUGUCCGAUCUACUUGCAAAAGGUGGAACAUGUUGUCCAGAUGUGAUGAUCACUUAUUUGCAAAAAAGCACCUUGCUCACCUAGCAGCAGAAGCAGCAAAGAAGAAGGACCACCCUCUUGUGGUUAUGAUGAUGGAUUAUAGGGUUCAGUUGAUGAGAUUGAAUCUUUCCAACAACAAGGACGAAGUUGUUGUUGUAAAUCCUGAAGCUAAACUUAUUGGCCUAGAUCAAAUCGACGUGCGUGAAAUCUUUCAUUGCGACGGUUUAUUGUUAUGCAUUCCCAAAGAAGACCACUAUAGGCUAAUUGUCUGGAAUCCCUAUUGGGGGCGGGGGCAACUCAGGUGGAUCGAGCAUACACAUAAUCACCACUUACUGGACAAGCAUCUCUCUGGUUGUUUGGACAUGUACACGUAUGGUUUUGGAUACGACAACAGUAGUUCCCAGUACAAAAUCCUGAGAUUUAUGAAUUAUCCCCAUGUCGUUGAGUUCAAAAUCUACGACUUCAACUCUGAUUCAUGGAGGAUUCUUGAUCUCUUUCCUCCAGACAACGACUGGCGAAUAAAAUUCGAUCAACUCUGCCUAUCUUUGAAGGGAAACACCUACUGGUUUGCAGCAGAAGCUAUGAAUUACGAUGCCAUUAGUUUCUUAGUCUGUUUUGAUUUCACAACAGAGACAUUCUCCCCGCCUUUGCCUCUCCCCUUUGAGGCUUUUCCUCAAGAUACUUUGAGUCUAUCAUCAUCAUCUACUAGUCUUGUGGUUUUAUUCCAGUCCGCGGAUACAUGGGAGAUGGAGAUAUGGAUUUCCAAUACGAUUGAGCAGCCCAAUGCCCUGUCCUGGAACAGCAAGGUUUUCUUAUCGGCGAAUAUCGAACAACGCAUUUACCCCCAUUGUUUCUUCAUUGACCAGGAGAAAAAAGUCGUUGUGAUUUUUGAUAAAAACGCCCCUAAUGGUACCUCCAGUCGUGAAAUAGCUUACAUAUUUGUUGGAGGAGGAGUGGAUGAUGAUGGAUCAUUCUUGAAACAACAAGUUGUUAAAGAAUCUGCAUACCCAUUCUGUUGUUCACAUGGUUGCUAUUAUGUUCCAAGCUUAGUGCAACUCAACUAGUAGUCCACCUAUUAUUAUUAUCUCUGUUUGUUUCCGAAGAUUGACUAUUAAGUUUCUUUUUUUUUUCCGUCCUUUUUGUCCAAUGUUUUGAUCAUUCUAAGGAAUAAUAUCAGAGUUUGUGGUGAUAGCAGUGAGUUCUUGCCGUUUGGUAUAUGAUCUCUGCUUACUAGGGAGGGGGAGCCGCCUCGUGCUGUUCCUCUCAUGAAUCACAUAUCAUUGUUUUUAACUAAGCAUCUCAAUAAACAUAUCUAAGUAAAGCAAUAACGCGUAUUCAAAACCCACAAAAGUUAUUUAAACAACUCAAAACAUAACUAAUUCUUGUUGUUGAUUCAUGACACGAAAAAGAGAGUCUAAGCUAUGGUUGCUUCAGUGUUUUACGCAUUUCGAUCUUAAAAGUUGCACGUUUUGGACCCCAUAGCGAUGGCUAAUGCAAGUUCGGGCCAGUCUUUGUUGUAUUGGCUCAGCUGAUCAUUUAAAUGAAUGUCCUAGCAUUUUGUGAUUAAUGGUAACAUCGGUUUGUAAUUUCCCAUUCAAAUGCUUUUUACAUCUCCAAACGUAUAGUUCUUGGUAUGUUACACUAAAUGUAAUCGAGCCCAAACCAAAACAGAAAAACUAAAACAGAGAAACAACUUUUAUUUCACUUUUUUUUUUUGAACAACUUUAUUUAAGCUUAGAACGCACGUCAU